Messenger RNA from Trichomonas vaginalis G3, 1122 nucleotides. Its product is annotated as protein kinase protein. Bases 1 to 1122 code for a protein of 373 amino acids. The transcript has a single exon. Gene Ontology annotation, molecular function: protein binding. NCBI's taxonomy places the organism in Eukaryota, Parabasalia, Trichomonadida, Trichomonadidae. The record is from RefSeq and is a predicted model, not a curated record.
AUGAUCAAAACUGUCUUGAUUGAUUCAGAGGAAUGUCCACCUGACAAAAUCUUCAAAGAUAUUUUAAAAAUCAUUCCAUAUAAUAACCGCUAUAUGAAAUCAUAUUUGAAACUGGCGAAGCUAAUAGUUGAUUAUCAUCAUAUACUCAAUAAGUUAGAUUUCCCAGAGUUUCUUAGUUACCUAUUUUAUAAAGAAUAUGGAAUUAAGUUAGGGAAGGAUAAAGAGUUCCAAAUAAAAAUAACUAAUGAUUUCGAUGUACAUUCAUCAAAUACAAUUUACAGAGCAAUUAUGGAUAACGAUCUAAAAAGAUUCAUAUAUUUCACGGAAAUGGAUGGAUUUGAUCAAGAUCAAAGUCUUGAUAACGAAAUAUAUCCAGAUUGUUUCUUUGGAUAUUCAUUACUUGAAUUAUGUUGUUACCAUGGAGCAGUUGAUUGCUUCAAAUUUUUAAGAACGAAAUUUAAAUCAAAAAUCACUCAAAAAUGUCUAGAGUUUUCAUUUUUAGGAAGAAAUGCAGAAAUCUUAAGUGAAUGUUUGAAAUGUCGAAAACCAGAUGAUGGAUGCAUGGACUUCGCACUUAUUUCGCACGACAUUUAUCUUGUUUCUUUCUUGAUGAAUGAAUAUCAUAUAAAGAUCGAUUUACAAAAAUGUGGAUGUUAUAAUAAUCUUGAAGCAUUUAUAGUUUAUAUGGAUCAAACUAAAGAUUUUGACAUAUGCUUUGUUUAUUCACCCAUAUUUGAAAUUCCAUCGCUUUGCAAAUAUUUACUUUCAUUUGGUGCAAACAUCAAUGCAAAAGAUAUUGUUGAACAUACGGCGCUUCAUAUUGCAUCACUUUAUAAUUGUAGGUUAACAUCCAAGUUUCUAAUUUCACAUGGUGCAAUUCUCAAUCAUAGAGAUUUUUAUGGACAUACUCCUUUGCAUUUUGCAGCUUUAAAUAAUUAUAAAGAAUGCACCAAAUUACUACUUUCAAAUGGUGCAAUUUGCAAUAAAUCUGAUGAGACUCUAAUCUCUGUAUUAAAAAGGAUGUUUCACGUAAAGAAGUAUGAUAUGAUAUAUGAUAAAUUUAAUCCUAAGUACGAUAUGAUAUUUCCCAAUUUAUUGUCUCCAUCCACAGAAAAAUUGUGA